Messenger RNA from Arabidopsis thaliana (thale cress), 1302 nucleotides. It is a transcript of the gene YLMG1-1, whose product is annotated as YGGT family protein. Gene Ontology annotation, cellular component: membrane; chloroplast thylakoid membrane. The record is from RefSeq and is marked reviewed. The transcript has a single exon. Bases 124 to 822 code for a protein of 232 amino acids. NCBI's taxonomy places the organism in Eukaryota, Viridiplantae, Streptophyta, Magnoliopsida, Brassicales, Brassicaceae.
AAAGGAUGAAAGAUAUAAUUCUUAUUAAAGGACGAAAAUAAUAAUUUUGGACAGAUUUGGGUUUUAUAUCUGAAAGACUCAAAAACCUAUCGUCAUUUAUCUUCAACAGGCGGAAUAACGGAGAUGGCCGCCAUUACAGCUCUCACUCUCCGCUCUCCUGUUUAUCUCCCAUCAUCUGCCACAAGCCCUAGAUUCCAUGGCUUCACCAAUCAACCACCACCAGCUCGUCUCUUCUUUCCUCUUAACCCCUUCCCUUCUCUAUCAAUCCAAAACCCUAAAUCCAUCCGAAUUUCCGCAUCCGCUUCGCCGAUAACAACACCAAUCCUCCAGACGGAGAAGUCAACAGCUCGGUCAUCGACACUCACCGGGUCCACUCGGUCUCUCGCUACUCUCGCGGCUUUAGCAAUCGCUGUAACCAGAGUCCUAGCUCAGAAACUCUCUCUCGCAAUCCAGACUUCAAGUCCCGUAAUCGCCGACGGGUUACGAUUCUCUCUCAGUACCGCCGGACCUGUCUUCUUCGCGUCUCUCCGGGAUCGUCCUCCGGGAUACUUGAACACGCCGCUGACGGUUGUUGCGGUGGGGAUAAAGAAGUGGCUAGACAUUUACAGUGGGGUAUUGAUGGUUAGGGUUUUGCUGAGUUGGUUCCCUAAUAUCCCUUGGGAAAGACAGCCUUUGUCUGCCAUUAGAGAUCUCUGUGAUCCUUACUUGAAUCUCUUCAGAAACAUCAUUCCUCCUAUCUUCGAUACGCUUGAUGUUAGUCCAUUGCUUGCUUUCGCGGUUCUUGGUACACUUGGAUCGAUUGUUCAUGGCAGCACUGGGUAGAAAUUGGAAGACUUGAGCUAAUGGUUUUGUUGAAACGUUCAAUUGGGAAAUUUCUGCAACUUGUUUCCCAAGAUUAGGGAAAAAUCAGAAUUUGAUGCUGUGUUGGAUGCUCGAUGAGAGUUGUGAGCUUUAUCGUUUUUGUUGUUCUCUUUUUGACUUUGAUUCUGAAUAAUGAGAUUUUGGGUUGUUGUUUAUCUCCUAAUUACAUGUUCAGACUACCGUUUAUUGAUGGAUUAUCUGCGUUCUCUCAACUGUUGACAUUGAUUAAGAACCAGAAAGUUAAGUAUUGUAGAAGAAUAGGCAUGUUGUGUUAUCUGCAUUAUUUUUAGAUUUUCGAUAUCUAGUUUAAUAUGUAGUAGAAUUUAUCAUUUGUAUCUAAUCCAGAUGAUGACAUGUAUGUGAAUCUGGCAUGAGAUUUGAGGUGUUUGGAGAUAAGUUCAGUAUUUGCGUGUAACACCUUGUCCUAGGCCGAGAACAUGG